AAUUUUUCACCAGCUAUUUCAACAAAUCUUAAAAAAAAAAGAUUAAUUCUAAAAAAAACGAAAUUUUUUCUUUGUAAUGAAUGAUGGAUUAGUGAAUCUGCCACUCUGGUCAUAGACUCGAUUUGGUCAUGAACUCGAUUGAUUUUGAGAAAAAAAACGGAAAAAGUCGUUCGCAAAUUCGUGGCGCUAUAUAAGACGACGGUGAAUGUCCAAUCGACACCACACUCCAACAGUUCAUCUUCCCCAGCAAAGAUAUUCACUCAUCAGUAGCAAACUCAAUAAUGGCUUCCUACGCCACGAUGCCUUAUGCAGCCCCUCUCCCAUCUUACGCACCUCCGUCUUAUUACACAACUCCGUCUUACGGUGACGAAUAUGCUCCGAUCCCUUUGACUCCGUUGGUCAUCCCCGGCGAUCUUCCUUCCGCCGGUGGAGGAGGUGGUGGUGGUCUGGUCACCAAGUUCUUGGCGUUGCCACUCAUAUUCGUGCUUCCCAUUUUACUUCCCAUCAUUGCGGUGGUUGUUGUUCUGGGAGGAGGUGGCGGAGGCGGGGCUGGAGGAAGACGACCGCUUCCUUUAACAGCUUCAAACGACACUGACAUCUACGAAACAACUCCUUACUACGACGACAGCGCCUACGGAAACGACUACCAAGAUGAAAACGAAUACAACAAUUCAAAUCAAGACAGCCAAGGCCAGUAUCGUAAGCGUCGUCAAGUGGAGAAGAACAAUUACAUUCCCACCGCUGUUCCAUCGAUGAGCAUCGCCCAAGUCGAACGACUGACCCAAGUUGUUUACGCCGCAAUCAACUCGCAGGAAUGCAUCCAGCGUCUCCUGUGUGAAGUUGGAUCCUUGUCCCGCUCCUUCUCCAAAACAAUUCAAACGGUAACCAAAGCUGUCGAGGAUUAUGUUCCUGAGAAGCUCAAAGAUUCCUACCACGUCCUCACCAAAGUACAAAAAUGCGAACAGUUUCAAUGUGGAUCCCUUAAAGUCAAGAAGUAAUUCCCCUGAUUAUAAGUGCAAUGCAAAACUUUUUGUAUAUUUAAAACUUGAUUUGACUUGAUGCUUAUUUGAAAUUCUUUGUGUGUUUUUAUGGAAUAAUACAUCAGUGGGUUAGUACCCGAAAGUCGAAUAUC
Daphnia pulicaria is the source of this 1132-nucleotide messenger RNA. RefSeq lists its product as uncharacterized. The record is from RefSeq and is a predicted model, not a curated record. NCBI's taxonomy places the organism in Eukaryota, Metazoa, Arthropoda, Branchiopoda, Diplostraca, Daphniidae. The transcript has 3 exons. The coding region runs from base 282 to 998 and encodes 238 amino acids.